GCGCGUCCGUCACCUGGCAGCCCCCGGCCCGGUCCGGGAGGGAUGCGGAGCGGCGGCGGCGGUGGAGGCGACUGUGGCUUUAAGAGGGGAGCGCGAGCGGAGCCCGGGAUCCGAGCCGGGCCGCCUCCUCCUCCAGCCUCGCAGCAGAGUAGCGCAGAGCAGAGCUGAGCUGAGCCAAGCUGAGCCCUGGCCGGAGCCGGAUUGCCUGGUCAAAGCAGGGCUGCUGACAACGUGCCGCAGACCUCUGCCUGCAAGUGAGUCCUUCCUCCGAAGCCACUGCCAGCGUGUGGAGCCUGCCCCACACCCGCCACCUGCCAAAACCACGGCAUUUACCUGCGUCUUUCGGUGUUUCCCCUGCGACCCAUCCUGUGGGAGCACCUCCUGGGCCACCCCUGAGUUUGGGCAGCAUUCAGCGGCAGCUCCAAUGGUGAAGAUGACAAGGUCCAAGACUUUUCAGGCAUAUCUGCCUUCCUGCCACCGGACCUACAGCUGCAUCCAUUGCAGGGCUCACCUGGCCAACCACGAUGAACUCAUUUCCAAGUCGUUCCAAGGAAGUCAAGGACGAGCUUACCUCUUUAAUUCAGUAGUUAAUGUGGGCUGUGGACCUGCAGAAGAGCGAGUGUUGCUAACGGGGCUACACGCAGUUGCAGACAUCUACUGUGAAAACUGCAAAACCACUCUGGGCUGGAAAUAUGAACAUGCCUUUGAGAGCAGCCAGAAGUAUAAAGAAGGCAAAUACAUCAUUGAACUGGCACACAUGAUCAAGGACAAUGGCUGGGAUUGAAUGGAGGGAGUCCCCCCUACCCAGUGUCUGAAUGAAUGCCAUCCAACUGAACCUUAUAUCCAGGAGGGGAGAGAGUGACUGAAAGCUUGGUUCCAUCCCUUUAGAGGCUUUGGCAUCAGGAGCAUCCUCCCACCCUAUCUCCAUCUUUAUUGGUGACUGGCCUCUAAAUUGCUGUCUCUCUGUUUCUUUGCUUUGUAUCUGUUUGUGAGUUGACCCUGGCUUCUCUCUCUGUUCUAGUGUUGGCUAAAAACAACGGAUGCACCGAGAACUUGGCAGCAUUCUACUUUAAGGAGAGUCCCAGGGACCCCCCUCCCCCAGAGCAGGCAGCCUUAGCUGCCUUGUGUCAGGAUAGCAAUGGGGGCGUGAGAAGGGAAGGGAGCCCUGUGUGUCCUGGGGCAGGGGUGGGCAUGGGAGGGUGGAGGUAGGAACUGCUGCUCCUUAAAAAUCCUGGGAACCUAGGAACCUUGAAACUAUCAAUUUGUCCAAAUGGACAAAAAGAAGAUUUAAAAAAAAAUACCUCAUGAUUGAAUUCUCUUUGAAGCUUCUGUUCCUGACACCCAAUGACGUGCCAGGUCAGCAUGAGAGGAGGGCUUAACUCCUGUGGUUCAUGCAGUUUCAGGGGCAGGAGUCUGAUUGCCCUGGGCUGGUUUGGGGGCACCUUAUGUUAGCAACAGUCAGUGGCUGUGGGGAGCUUGUGAGAGGGUCUCUAUAAUUUGUUCUCUAACUAUCUACCUAUGCUAUACCCACUCCUACUCCAAGUUCUUACUAAUGCUUCCCCAUCAUGGCAAGUAGAGAUCUGCCCUUCACCAAGUAUUCAAGAUCCUGUGCUCCCUGGCAAGUAAAGAGGCCAGCGGCCUUGACCUGCGACCUAGUAAGUCCUGUAGUUGCAGGUACAGCAAGCUGACAGCUCUAAUAUCAGCAAGGAAACCAUAGGAAAGCCAGCAUAGUUAAAACAACUCUAACUGCCUGACCCAUCACCUGACUCAUGUCUCUUAACUGAGCACAAUGGAUGGGAGUUGGAAAGGGGGGAUUUUAGGGGAUGGGAGGGGGAAAGACAUUUCUAGGUAUCGAGACCUCCUCCCUACUUCCCCUGGGAACCUGCUUCCCAGGAACAGGGAUGAUUCACAUCCAGAGUUUGAUUGGCUUUGAUUCCAGCCCCAUCUUUUAAGCUAUGGAAGAGAAAAGCUUUCGGAGAUUAUGGUUAAUGUGUUCUGCAGGCGGAUAUUUCAAGCCCCAGUGUUAUUUCCCUGAAUUUGAAUGGGGAAGAAGCGCAGUCAUUAACCAAAGUGGCCCAGCAGUGGGGACUAAUUCAAUUUGAUGUCAAACUAGUAGUAACAAAUUCUGAUCUUAACCUUUUCUUUUUUGGAGGGUAGAAAGAAGAGGGGACGUACUUCAUGGUAUUAGGCGGAGUUGGAGGGGAAAACCCAAGCCAGCUAGGCUCAGGAGUGAAAAAGCUCUAUCUCGCAUUUAAUCAUUCACACUGUGAUAGCUGUUCUACAGCAGUCCAGCCAGUAUCUGGUGUGUGAUGUGAGUCCCACUCAAACUGAGUUCAUUUCAUUUCUCAGGCCUAAAAUACUCUUUAUUUUUCUGAUGAUCUUGUGUAUCAUUCUCAGCAUCUCAUUUUCCAAGGAGAUUGAACCUGAAAAAACUUGUGUCGGUUGUCACAAGUAAUUAAUUCAGGAGCAUAGGGGAACCUGGGCAUUGGAGUGGGCUCUGAAGGCAGCAGGUCCAGGGAGCCCUCUGGGAUGGAGUCUGUGAUGGAAAGAGAACGUGGCUGUGGGAGGGCUAUGAAGGGGGUGGAAUCUCUGAAUUACUGUCAGGUAGCAAGAAAAAUUCUGAGUCCAGGUGGUUCUGGCUUGGAAGCUCCCACAAAACAGUACUUUUCUGCCUGUUGAUUGGCUGGUAAAGGACUUUUCCCUUACAAAACCUAGUUUUUGGUUCUGUUUAAAAAAAACCAAACCAACCAAAAAAACCUAACAAUAGGGAGGAAAAAAACCCACUGCAAAGUCAUUUGGCCAGUCAGUUCUCAAAACACUCUGGAAGAUGAGUAAGAAGGGAAACUGAGGCAUAGUUAGAUUACUCUGUUGCAGCCUCCUGGAGGAAUAUUCUUUCUGCUUCCCCUAAUCCCCUAGAUUGCAUCAGAAAAUAGCUUAAGUUUUCACAUUCCCAGGCUAGCUUCCCAGCCCUGAAAUAGCUGGAUUCCUACUCCCUCCCUACUGAAGUAUGGGCCCUGGGCCCUUUCCUUUAUAGAUUUGGCCUUCUCCUUAAGGAAAGUUUCACCUGGUUUUUAGAGCUUAAAAUGAAGUGGAAAUUUGGCAGAUUUGACAUGGUAGGAUGCAUGAUGAGUUUGCAGACAAGAUCAGACCCUGGCCCCAUCCCCACUUUUUGCCCUGGGAAAGUUUCCAGUGCUCGCACUGUGAAUGGAGCCUCCUCCUGGUGCUGUGAGUAACCCUUCUGCAGUAUCCCAAAGGUGCGUGGCACCAGCAAUCUGAAGAAAAGACUCAGCAGCAGACUGACCAACCCCCUUCAUUAGGUUUCCGUACACGUUGACUAAACCAUAAGUGCUUCUUACAACUUUAGCUUCAUCCACGGCUUGUUUCAUGUCUAGCAGUAUUGGAGACCACAAACGAGAGCUCAGACCUUAUCAAACUUGUGGACUCAAUUAGUUCUUUCUCUAUUUGAUUUUUUUUUUCCUCUUAAAAUUAUCUACUCAGAGCAUAACCAAAGACCUCAUCCCUAGGCCACUGGUAGGUUCAGCCAACUGGGAGCUGGUGUGGGCAUGGCUCGGAGGGUGGGAGGAGAGAGGAAGGAAGGGAAGGGGGGGAGUUCUUUACCUCAGCCAGCAGCUGCCUUCAUUUGGGACUGAAAAACCGUUAGCAGAAUCUCCAGUUUCAGCUCACUAUGGCUCCACCUUUGGAUUGAGCUGAGACCCUGUGUGCUGGGGCCUGUAGGCUCUGUGGGCUGCCCCUGGCACCAGCCUCAAAGCUGCAUGCCAGUAGCUUGACUUGGUUGGAGCAAAGCAGCUGCAGCCCAGCUUGAUGAACACAGGUGUCCAUCAGGGUACUACAUCCAUACUUAGACAUGGCAAGGUCAGUCUGUGCUGGUAGGAUCAGCGUGCACAAAGGAAGAAUGCCCCUUUCAGCAAAUUUUCAAAGGGUAAUAUAUACAUAGAAGAAAAAAAAACAUUCUCUUGUGAAAUAUACUUUUGUAAAUAAUAUUUAAUUUUUUUAAAUAAUAUAUUUGGUGCUGUUUUCUCAGAGCCCCUGAGAGCACUUUUUAUUUUUGUUUUAAAAUUUUACUGUUUCCUCUGCAUUUUUUGAAGUAUGUUUUAAGGGAAACAUAUAUACUUUUUUUUAAAGUCUGUCAUUUAGUCUGGGGAAGGCAAGAAAGCUUUGCUUUUGCCUUUUCCUGGUAGGAGUGACAUAAUAGUGAAUCAUUAGGUUGAACUGAAAUGUUUUUCUUGCACCAGUAUUGGCUAGAAAAAAAAAUUGAGGUGAAGUGAUGUUAGUUGUGGCUUCAAAGACUUCCUCUCAUUGGAAGGCCUUCAGGUCUAUUGUUUUUAACUGUGCAUUUUUUAAAGAACAUUUUCCAAUGGCUCCUACUUUUCUUUUUACUGGGGACAUUAUGUAAAAGUUUACACACCUCCUGCAACAAGGUUUUUCUUUUCUCCCUCCCCCACCUUUGUGUUGUUGUGGGUUUUUUUUCUAAUUUUGUUUGCACUCUGUCUCUAAGUGGACCAACAGCACAAAGCCAUAGAGAAUGCAUCUUUACCAUGCCAUGUACAGGCAGGGCUGUUUGCAGUGCCGGCUCUCUGGUGCACCCUCCCCUUCUCCUCUGUGGCACAACUUGGAUGAACUACAAAUGAAUUCUGUCAUCCUUGUGGAGAUCUAAGAGUGAAACCUCUUGUAUGUUUUCUCUUUGCUAACAUGAGUGUGUUAAUCGUGUAUUCUGUGGCUCCCAAGUGUUUUAAAAGAAGCCUCAUCAUAAACAGGAACUAGUAUUGGUUGAACAGACAUGAAAUGUACACAUGCCUGUAGGCAAAUGAAUUUGUGAGGUCAGAAUCCCUCAGGGGUCAAGAAGAGGCCUGGGAAAUCAAAUCUUGGAAAACAAUCAACUUAAAUGUUUUUUUAAGUCAGUCCAAAAAUGAAAAAUCACUAUGGGCUGGGGGUGGGGGUUGGGGUGGGGAGGGAGGAAGAGAUAUUUAAUAUGCAAAUUAAAUUGUAUAAAAUAAUCUGUGGCAAGAUAAAGAUACAAAGAAUAAGAUGUAAGCUAUCCUCAACAUUACCAAAUUCUUAAUGCCCCUUAUGAUUUUGUAUAAAAUUUUGGUAAGAAAGUGGGAGCAAAUUCCCUUUUUUUUUUUCCAUUUUGCGGAGACUAUCUUUUCAAUACCAGUCUGUCUAUUGAUGCUUGUGUUUACAAACCAUAUUUGUUGGGUUUUUGGGGGUGGUUUUUUGGGGCAUAUUUUUUCAGGUCACUUUGGUUCAACAACAAAGGCAAUUGUUUUUCAAUAAUUUGUCUUCACCUUUUUUUCCUGUAUCUGUACAUAGUGAUUCAGUAUUAGAAGAAAGUGCAUUGUUUUCUCUCAUUUCCGAUCUGUGUUGGUGCUCAUUUGAGAAAAUAAAGUUUUCAAAUAUUCUGAGA
Molecule: messenger RNA, 5425 nt
Organism: Phascolarctos cinereus (koala)
Lineage: Eukaryota; Metazoa; Chordata; Mammalia; Diprotodontia; Phascolarctidae
Gene: YPEL2
Product: yippee like 2
Source: RefSeq, a predicted model, not a curated record